AUGUCAACGGACCAAAGCGACACGUUGGCCCCUAUCAUCAAGCAAUGGGACAACCUCAGCGUGGAGGAGUAUGAGCAAGGCUGGCAGCUCAUGGUUCUUGACUAUCCCCAUCCUAUCGGAUUUAUCCCUUGCCGGUUUGUUGAUCUGAAUCUGUAUCGGGACAUCUGGGAGGCUGUGUUCGAUGUGGACGAAGGAGCCAAGACUAUGCACUUGCAGGCAGACCCUGGCCCUUGCGAGUUCGAGAGAGUUGCUCAAGCUAACCAGCUACUUGACUAUUUCUGUUCUCUGAUGAGAUACACAGAUGGAUUCAAAGCCGGGUUGGCGAAGUGGCUUGAAAGCAAAGAACGUGAAGGGGGAUCCACGGCAGACUAUCACCCCAUCAUGCUGCCUCCGCGUGGUCCACCAGGGUUGAAGGUUCCGUCCCCCAUUCGAGGAAUUCUCGGUGUACUCACCGCAGGCAUCCAUGUCAACGCUUACACGACCGACGAUGAAGGGGCCGUCACUGGCCUGUGGGUCUCUGAACGUCUCAAGGAAAAGACUUAUGGUGGAAAGUAUGAUCAGAUCAUUGCAGGAGGGAUGGAUCCGGAGGAUUUCGAAUGCCCUUGGUUUACAUUCCGUCGCGAGGCUGCAGAGGAAACCAAGUUCAUCUGCCAGAGCGACAGCAAGAUUGUCUGGCGUGGCGCAGGGAUCCCGGGAUUUCUCAUCCCUGUGGAGGCGCUGGGCACCGCCGACCUCACCAGCACAAUAUACUUCUGCACGAAGAAGGACGAUGAAGCGGGUGCUGCCGAGACUGGCCACAUUGAGCCGGGCAUUCGGUUUUGCUUCGACCUGAAGCUCGACAAUGACGUGACGCCGGAGCCCAACGCAGAGGACAACUCUAGCAAUGGUAUAUGUUGGCUCAGUGUGCAGCAGAUCAAAGCUUCCCUUGCAGAGGGUAUGUGGAAGCCGAACUGUGGGCUGGUGACGGUGGAUUUCCUUCGGCGCCAUGGACUUCUUGACCAUGACCAAGAUCUACAGGCGGCUAUGGCUCUGUUGAGGCCGCGUUUCGACUUGCCUGAGCCCAUUUUCGACACAGACUGCUAA
This is a messenger RNA of Emericellopsis atlantica, 1083 nucleotides long. RefSeq lists its product as uncharacterized. Bases 1 to 1083 code for a protein of 360 amino acids. Lineage: Eukaryota; Fungi; Ascomycota; Sordariomycetes; Hypocreales; Bionectriaceae. The record is from RefSeq and is a predicted model, not a curated record. The transcript has a single exon.